AUGCCCCCAACAAGAUCUGGACGUGAAUAUGCACCCUCAGUCCAAUCAAGUAAUCUCGAGGUGGAAUGGUCUCAAAAGUCGAAAUCGCAAGGAACACGGUAUCCUAGAAAGGAUCCGUACUCAAAGCUCGAAAGUGAACUACGAAGGGAGAAGGAUCAUUUGAUGCUCAUUUUGGAACACAUCGAUAACCAAAAGUUGAAGCUGAAAACCGAAGAAACUGUCUUACUUGCGAUGCUUAAUAUCCACGAUCCAACAACAUCAAUACCUAUGUCAACUAAUGGUUUUAAUACGGAAGUCGAGGGUGGAGGAACUCUCAUAGUUAAAGAUGUUGAUGGUAGCUUUAAGUCGGCACUUGCGAACUCACCAAGUAUUCCUUGUUUAAGUCCUGUUUCGCGCCAAAGUCAGACUGAAUUAAUGGACAACACAUCACAAGAAUUAAAUGGCUUGUCCUCACCGGUUAUAACUACAUUUCGUUCCUCCGAUAUAUGUGAAGGAUCUGUGGUAGAUGCGGAUGACGAACCUUAUGCAGCAGAUGCUCGAUCGGAUGUUUUAGUUACCACCAACUCGACGGAUAUGGAAAUUGCCAAUGCAUUGUCCAUCCUGGAAAAUAUGUCAGAUUGUGAAGAUGUAGAUGUAGAUGAAAUGGCUAACGAAAGGGAGUCAUCUCCUGUCGAUGAGUUCCAGAGAGAUGGAGAGAUCACGUAUAACACGGGUAAGUUUGAUCAUAUGAAAAAUGUUCUUUCUGCCUGUCUAACACUGAAUUAA
Molecule: messenger RNA, 765 nt
Organism: Acaulospora morrowiae
Lineage: Eukaryota; Fungi; Glomeromycota; Glomeromycetes; Diversisporales; Acaulosporaceae
Source: the annotation of a GenBank genome assembly